Periconia digitata is the source of this 690-nucleotide messenger RNA. NCBI's taxonomy places the organism in Eukaryota, Fungi, Ascomycota, Dothideomycetes, Pleosporales, Periconiaceae. The record is from the annotation of a GenBank genome assembly.
AUGGGUUUCACCGACUUCGUCUCCGAUGCUGGCCUCACCCUGCUUAACAACUGGGUGAAGACGCGCAGCUACAUUGUUGGAUACACCCCCUCCCAGGCCGAUGUCAAGGUCUUCCAGCAGAUCAAGACUAUCCCCGCUCCCGAGAAAUUCCCCUACGCAUGGCGCUGGUACAACCACAUGCUCACCUUCGAGAGCGAAUUCUCCUCGCUUCCUGGCGACCCAUCCAAGGAGGCCACCGCCUACGGCCCUGAGCAGUCUGAGCUUCCCGUGAACCCUGCCAAGGCCCCUGCUGCCGAGGAAGACGAUGACGAGGUCGACCUCUUCGGAAGUGACGACGAGGAGGAGGACGCGGCUGCCGAGAAGCUCAAGGCCGAGCGCCUUGCCGAGUACAACAAGAAGAAGGCUGGCAAGGUAAAGCCUGCUGCCAAGUCCAUCUGCACAUUGGAUGUCAAGCCUUGGGACGAUGAGACCGACCUUGAACAGCUCAAGGCCAACGUUAUCGGUAUCCAGAAGGACGGUCUCGUCUGGGGUGCUUCUCAGUUCGUUGCCGUUGGUUUCGGUAUCAAGAAGUUGCAAAUCAACAUGGUCAUCGAAGAUGAGAAGGUUUCCCUUCAAGACUUGCAAGAUGAGAUUGAGCUUGACGAAGACCACGUCCAAUCUACGGAUGUUGUUGCUAUGCAAAAGCUAUAG